CAGCUGCGCACACACAGGCUCCCAGGAUACGGCGCCCCACACGCUGUACAGCACGCCGCGUUCUGGACGCCCCGGCCGCCACACACCGAGACACACCUCAGCGACAACCUGGAUCCACAAAAAGGAGGCCCUGCACCCUUAAAAAUAUUAACAUCUUUCUGCAAAGAACUAGAAGCCCCGGCUUGCGCCUGCGCCCCUUGUUCCCCGCCGCACCUUUCCUUGUAGUUUUUAAGAAAUCUAUUUCUGCACGCAUUUCGUCGCCGCCGCCCCCAUCCCUACACACACACACACACACACACACACACACACACACACACACACACCCCUUCCCCCUACACCGACCCCCUCCCUUUCAGAUUCGGCGCGCCUCGGAGAGCGGGAUUGAAAGGGAAAGAGCGGGGCCGUCUUUGUCGUUAAUCCUCCCCUCCUUCGGGCGAGCCAAGCUUCUUCCGGGUCAGCGACCAUCCCCGCCACCCCACUCAGGGCCGCGGCCCCCCAGCAGCGCUAGCCCGGGGCCCACGAGCACACGCCCCGCUGCCGGCAGGUUGCGGAGGGCGGAGGGCGGGAGCGGGCGGCGCGGCGCGGGGAGGUGGGGGGAGGGGCCGGCGUCCCAGGCGGCGGCGGCGGCGGCGGCGGGAGCAGCCUCUGGCAGCAGCGGGGAGAAUGGGAGUGCGGGGCGCCAGACCGCCGCGGGGUGUCACGGCCGCCACCAAGCCUGCGAGGCGCGGGGCCGGCGCCCGCGGCUUUUAAACCCGGGAAGGCGCGGCGGCGGCGGCGGCGGCAGCGGGCAGAUCGCGGCGCGCACCCGGCGCCGGGGCGGCGGCCGAAUGGAGAGGAAGGGUUCGGCGGCCGGGGCCAAGGGGAACCCGAGCCCGCCCGCGGCCGGAGACGGGCAGCGGCCACCGCCGCCGCUGAGCGUCCCGGGAGGCGGCGGUGGAGCCCCGGCGCGGGGCCAGGUCGGGGCGGCGGCCGAGCCUGCCGAGCUCAUCCGGCGAGCGCACGAGUUCAAAAGCCAAGGGGCGCAGUGCUACAAGGACAAGAAAUUCCGUGAAGCCAUCGGCAAAUACCACCGGGCGUUGCUGGAGCUGAAGGGGCUGCUGCCGCCCCCCGGGGAACGGGAGCGCGACUCGCGCACGGCCUCCCCGGCCGGGGCCCCCAAGCCCGGCCGCCUCUCGGAGGAGCAGAGCAAGACGGUGGAAGCCAUCGAGAUCGACUGUUACAACAGCCUGGCAGCCUGCCUACUCCAGGCUGAGCUGGUGAACUACGAACGCGUCAAGGAAUAUUGCCUCAAAGUCUUGAAGAAGGAAGGGGAGAACUUCAAGGCCCUUUAUCGGUCUGGUGUGGCCUUCUACCACCUUGGGGACUAUGACAAAGCACUCUACUACCUGAAAGAAGCAAGGACCCAACAACCAACAGACACCAACGUGAUUCGGUAUAUCCAGCUGACGGAGAUGAAGCUCAGCCGAUGCUCCCAGAGAGAGAAAGAAGCCAUGUAACCAGGAAGCAGCUCCAGAGCUGCGCCCACGCCUGACCAGCGACUUCUGGGCACGCCCUGGCAGAGAGCCCUGUCCUGGGUUCUGUCUGUUUUUCCCCACUUCUUCUGGCUCCCCCUUUUCUCCUCCUGUUGCACCUCAACUCUUUGUCUCCUCCCAAUGUGAAAAGAAGGAGAGAUGCAAAUUUGGAAUCUGGUAGGUAGCCCGGACAAUGGAGACAUCCUCUCCUCUAGCAGGUCAGCGACUGAGAGGGGCCCGACUUCUGCUGGGACAGCUGGAGAGGAGUCUCACCGGCUGGAAUGCUGUUGUGGCUUUGACUUUGGCCAGUGCUUCUGACCGAGGUGGAACCUGCCAGGUGUAUCUUCCCACAGGCAGCAGGCACACAGCCCAGGGGCUGGAUCCUUCUACGCCUUCCUGAAAGACAAGAGCCAGAGCGUCUCAAGGCAAUGGUUAGAAAUCCAGGGACGAGACAAACAGCAGAAGCACUGCAGAAGCCGACACGGAGACUGCGAAUGUGUACACUGGAGUUCCCACCGCCCCACCCACCACCAGCCACCUCAGCCCCCGCCCCCUUCACCCUCUUGUUGUGCUUUCUCCUCUCCCCCUCGGGGAUCCGAGACUCUGCCAGAAUUCACAUGCCACUGAAGCCCACUCUCGGUGCCCUCUGGUGACCACACAUACCAUUCCCCCAGACUCCCACCCAACAGGCAGCCGUGACCACAGAAGGGCAGAGUGAAGUAGGCCAAGGUUUGGGGCAGGGUGAUUACAUAGGUGACAGGGAGGGAAAGACGACAGCCAGGGGAAAGAGCAUCGUAUAGGCUAGGAGAUUGAACUGUGGACCAAUUCAGUGUAAAUAAAAAUAAAUGGACAGGUAGUAGUUCCUGCCAUUUCUGUUGGAAGCAGCCCACUCCUUCACUUUUACCCCCUGCUCCAGCGCUCAAUCAGAGCUACUUAGAGCCAGGCAGGAUGGGACUUCCCCCAAAGCAAUUGGCCAUUUGUCCACUGGCAGACAAUAGUGGCUGCAGCCUUUGUGCUUUUAAGAGUGGGCUGGGAUUGUGGAGACUGCCCGAGGGUGUGGCUUUGUCAGAACUUGUACAAUCUUCUUUUGAUGAAAUUAUCUGAACUCAAUAUCUAGCACAUAGAAUGUGUUCAACAAAUAUUUGUUGAAUGAAUAAAUUAUGACUGCAGACUGGCUCUCCUGCCUUAAACUAAUUUCAUCCCAGCCUAGUCUCCCGAUGUCUGUGCUCGUUAUGCUACGCCAUGUUGCUUCAGUCAAGCAAGAAACAUUUACUGGGGCGUACUGUUUGCCCAUCAUUGUGCAAUAUGCUGUGGGACAUGGGGUGUCAGUCUCAGUCUUCAAGGAGAUGGAAGGGUUGAGAAAUGCAUAUGAGAUUAUUACCAAUGACACCUUUAAUUUAUAUGAUGCUUUAAAAUUAUCAGAGCACUUUCAUGUAUUUUUUGUGUGACUAGUGAAAAAGACAAUGUUGUACAAAAUUAAAAUACAUACAGAUGCAAUAAUGUGAAUAGUUAGGAUUUAUUAAAUGCACUAUCUUCAGAUCUUUA
Molecule: messenger RNA, 3056 nt
Organism: Saimiri boliviensis boliviensis (Bolivian squirrel monkey)
Lineage: Eukaryota; Metazoa; Chordata; Mammalia; Primates; Cebidae
Gene: TTC9
Product: tetratricopeptide repeat domain 9
Biological process (GO): protein folding; negative regulation of apoptotic process
Cellular component (GO): mitochondrial envelope; endomembrane system; cytosol
Molecular function (GO): protein binding; protein folding chaperone
Source: RefSeq, a predicted model, not a curated record